Strongylus vulgaris is the source of this 414-nucleotide messenger RNA. Lineage: Eukaryota; Metazoa; Nematoda; Chromadorea; Rhabditida; Strongylidae. The record is from the annotation of a GenBank genome assembly.
AUGACCGUCUACUGUCGCGAACUUUCUAGUUGCGAAUUUGCGCUCUCGUGUCCCGAGAUGACGUCACCUCCAAUGGAAUUACCGUACCUGUGGCGAAUCAAGUUCACAUUGCUGUUGCGAAUUUGCGCCCUCGUGUCCCGAGAUGAUGUCACCUCCAACGGAAUUACCGUACCUGUGGCGAAUCAAGUUCACAUUGCUGGUGCAACUAAAUCGCAUUCAAAGAAUGCUUUCGAGAAUGUGUUUGGACCAGACGCUGCACAGGAGAGGAUCUGCUCGAGUACUUUACCAGAACUUGUACAGGGUGUGUUCAGCGGACAAGACUGUGCAUUGAUCGCUUUGGGUGGGAAAUCAAGAGGUAAGAACUCGAUCUUUACAAAAUUUCAAACGAUUUUUGACCCAAUGCGCUUUCCAUGA